GCGGCUGCGACUCGGCGCUUUGAGCCGGAACCGCCGGUGAACUUGGCCGCCACGUUCCCGGUGACUGACCCCGGAGGAUGGUGAACGCGAACUACUGCUGACCCCGUCUUCGCCGCUGCUUCUCGGGGGCUGUCAAGCGCGGGGCCCCGUCUCCUCCCCUUGCCCGGCUGUGGGUGAACCUGCAGGCUCCUUACCCACCCCGAGGACUUUUUUUUGGAAGGAAACGAGGGAGGGAGGGAGAGGGAGAAAGGGAGAAAACGAAGGGGAGCUCGUCCAUCCAUUGAAGCACAGUUCACUAUGAUCUUACUCACAUUCAGCACUGGAAGACGGUUGGAUUUCGUGCAUCAUUCGGGGGUGUUUUUCUUGCAAUCCUUGCUUUGGAUUUUAUGUGCUACAGUCUGCGGAACGGAGCAGUAUUUCAAUGUGGAGGUUUGGUUACAAAAGUACGGCUACCUUCCACCGACUGACCCCAGAAUGUCAGUGCUGCGCUCUGCAGAGACCAUGCAGUCCGCCCUAGCUGCCAUGCAGCAGUUCUAUGGCAUUAACAUGACAGGAAAAGUGGACAGAAACACAAUUGACUGGAUGAAGAAGCCCCGAUGUGGUGUACCUGACCAGACAAGAGGUAGCUCCAAAUUUCAUAUUCGUCGAAAGCGAUAUGCAUUAACAGGACAGAAGUGGCAGCACAAGCACAUCACUUACAGUAUAAAGAACGUAACUCCAAAAGUAGGAGACCCUGAGACUCGUAAAGCUAUUCGCCGUGCCUUUGAUGUGUGGCAGAAUGUAACUCCUCUGACAUUUGAAGAAGUUCCCUACAGUGAAUUAGAAAAUGGCAAACGAGAUGUGGAUAUAACCAUUAUUUUUGCAUCUGGUUUCCAUGGGGACAGUUCUCCCUUUGAUGGAGAGGGAGGAUUUUUGGCACAUGCCUACUUCCCUGGACCAGGAAUUGGUGGAGAUACCCACUUUGACUCAGAUGAGCCAUGGACGCUAGGAAAUCCUAAUCAUGAUGGAAAUGACUUAUUUCUUGUAGCAGUUCAUGAACUGGGACAUGCUCUGGGUUUGGAGCAUUCGAAUGAUCCCACUGCCAUCAUGGCUCCAUUUUACCAGUACAUGGAAACGGACAACUUCAAACUACCUAAUGAUGAUUUGCAGGGCAUCCAGAAGAUAUAUGGUCCACCUGACAAGAUUCCUCCACCUACAAGACCUCUACCGACAGUGCCCCCACACCGCUCUAUUCCUCCGGCUGACCCAAGGAAAAAUGACAGGCCAAAACCUCCUCGGCCUCCCACUGGCAGACCCUCCUAUCCUGGAGCCAAACCCAACAUCUGUGAUGGGAACUUUAACACUCUAGCUAUUCUUCGCCGUGAGAUGUUUGUGUUCAAGGACCAGUGGUUUUGGCGAGUGAGAAACAACAGGGUGAUGGAUGGAUACCCAAUGCAAAUUACUUACUUCUGGAGGGGCUUGCCUCCUAGUAUCGAUGCAGUUUAUGAAAAUAGCGACGGGAAUUUUGUGUUCUUUAAAGGUAACAAAUAUUGGGUAUUCAAGGACACAACUCUUCAACCUGGUUACCCUCAUGACUUGAUAACCCUUGGAAGUGGAAUUCCCCCUCAUGGUAUUGAUUCAGCCAUUUGGUGGGAGGACGUUGGGAAAACCUAUUUCUUCAAGGGAGACAGAUAUUGGAGAUACAGUGAAGAAAUGAAAACAAUGGACCCUGGCUAUCCCAAGCCAAUCACAGUCUGGAAAGGAAUCCCUGAGUCUCCUCAGGGAGCAUUUGUACACAAAGAAAAUGGCUUUACAUAUUUCUACAAAGGAAAGGAGUAUUGGAAAUUCAACAAUCAGAUACUCAAGGUAGAACCUGGAUAUCCAAGAUCCAUCCUCAAGGAUUUUAUGGGCUGUGAUGGACCAACAGACAGAGUUAAAGAAGGACACAGCCCACCAGAUGAUGUAGACAUUGUCAUCAAACUGGACAACACAGCCAGCACUGUGAAAGCCAUAGCUAUUGUCAUUCCCUGCAUCUUGGCCUUAUGCCUCCUUGUAUUGGUUUACACUGUGUUCCAGUUCAAGAGGAAAGGAACACCCCGCCACAUACUGUACUGUAAACGCUCUAUGCAAGAGUGGGUGUGAUGUAGGGUUUUUUCUUCUUUCUUUCUUUUCCAGGAGUUUGUGGUAACUUGAGAUUCAAGACAAGAGCUGUUAUGCUGUUUCCUAGCUAGGAGCAGGCUUGUGGCAGCCUGAUUCGGGGCUGACCUUUCAAACCCAGAGGGUUGCUGGUCCUGCACAUGAGUGGAAAUACACUCAUGGGGAAGCUUCCAUGAUGCACAGUAUCUGCUGUUCUUCAGUCCUUUGUCUUUCUUUGUCAUUCAGUUCUAGGCCUUUCCUCUGCACGCUCAAUGCCCAGUAAAAUUUCAGGAUUAACUAAAGAAGAGGAAAAAAAGAAGAAAAGAUUCUUCUUAAAAAUUUCUAAUAUUAUUUUUCCUUCUGAAGUCUGAGCCCAUUUCUGGGGGGACUAUAAAAAAGCAAAUCAAAAAACCCACGAUUUUUUUUUUUUUGCUUUAAAACAAAGGGAAAAAAGAGUUUAAACAAAAACCCCACAAUUGAACUUCCAGGAAAGUGUGAAGACCCAAAACAGCUUUGUCUCCAAAGAAGAUAGCUCUCUGACUGCUUUGGAUAGUCUCCUACGCACCAUUUUGUCAGGUGGGAGAUUUGGAAUACAUAUGCAGGACGUUAGACUGUUGGGACAGCCAUUUUCCAACAACCAAGGGGCCAAAAUAUCUGCAAUAUAGUAACAGCCUUAAUAAUACAUCCAUUUUUCGUUUUAUACAGCUGUUCUCAGCUAUGUCCUCAAUGUUUCAUCACAUUUAUAUCCAUAACUAUUUUCAAACAUGACCUUUUAAUUGUUUUUGAAGUAUUUCUAAACCUCUUCUUUCCACCUUACGCCUCCAUCAUUGUGAUAAUCUUCCCAAAUUGUAUUAGGCCAUUGCCCCAGGCCUUCCAUGGGUCUGUCAGGAAUAUUCAUGACAAAGCAGAUCAAGAAGCAGUAUGUCUCUGAAGUGGAUUACUGUGACAGUAACUUUACAAGGAUUUGUGACACUAGUAAUAUACCUGUGUGACCCUUUGAGAACUAUCAGACCAGCUUUCAGAGUCUUAGGAUUGUUGGUCUUGUGAACUGAUAAAUUAUAGAACUGGGCAAUGGUAAAAACAGUCACAGGUUCAAGAAGUUCAGGUUUUUAAAACAGAUAUCCUAUAAUGUCAUGUAAUUUUUAAAUGAUUUACACAACUACAUAAAUGCAUUUAUAACAAACAGAAAUGAUGCUACUUGCCAAAUUUUUUCUGGCAAAUAAAAAAGGUAUUUUAUUAAGAAUCUCAUAAGACUGAAAUUUUAUUUGAAAAACUGGUAACAGCCUAACUCUUCUUCUUCUUUUUUUUUUUUUUUUUUUUUUUUUUUAGGCAUACUGAAUUUCUGUUUUAAAAUCCAUUGCAUGAAAAUUCAAUUUGCCUUGGUAUAUGCAGUUAGCAUUGCCAUUUUAAAAAUGAAUUAAAAUGAUGACUCUGAAGUUGCAUGAAUAUCUUCCAGUGCAUUACCUAUUGCAUGUCCACCAUAGUUCUCAAAGGGUUAGUGUGGCUUCUGGCAUUUAGCCAUCCAUUUGAUCACUGACAGAGCCAAGAGACCACCAAAGCAUUUCAUUGUUGAGUGUAAUUUGUCCUAACAGCAGUAUUGUCAUUUUCAUGUGACCUGCAGAGCAGGUUUGUAUCAAUAUUUUUUUCCUAGAGAAAAGUCAGCAACUGACAGACCUCUUUAUUGAUUUUUAGGAGCUGCUUCUUGCAGUGAAAGGCUUUACAGCCACUGGGCUGUGAACUUUAUUAGAGAUGGUCAGAAUGAAUGCACCCCAUGAGUCAGACAUUGGCUUUGUGUGAAAGCCAGCUUUGAGGGGAUUAGCUUUUGAAACAAUGAACAGCUUGCCUUGAACUUGAUUAUUGAUCUAUUGACUGUCAUUAACAACAACUUAAACAUUGUCUUCUGUGAAAAUUUUCCUUGAAGAGUCCUGUUCUUUGUCUUUGCCCUUUGACCUUUAACUUGCAAACUGGCACAAACUGAAGGAAAUCUGGUGUUGCUUCUCCAUUGGAUUAGUUGUUCUAUAAAACCUAGUAAGCAUGAGCUGUUUCCUUAGAGUGAAGAGAGUGUUGUUGGCAGAUCUGCAGAUGGACACUUUGCUCUUUACAUGCACACUCUGAAAAUGCCCUAUAGGUAGAAGUGAAUUUUAAUUUUAUUUUAAUAUAAUUUCAAGUCUAAAUUCAUCAUUUUAGUACAAAUUACAAAAACUAUAGAGAAAAAAAAAAAAACCUCAAAUACUUGAAUGGCCAGUGUGGCUUUUAUAUAAAGCAGGAAUUUUAUACUAGUAAAAAUUUCUUACUCAUUUGCUAAUAUAACACAUUUCCAGAUGAUUUUUAAUGAGUGUAGGUAUACAUUCUUAUUUGGAAAUGGAUAGUUUGGCUGCCUUGAAUUUAUAUUUAUACUCAACAUAGCAUGAAAAGUAGAAUGCCUUUUGGUUAAACUACAUGUUUAUGAUUUGGUUGGGGAAAAUAUUUUAUAAUUGUGGGUGGCAUGCUGCAAAGCCUUGCAGAUUGUUAUUUCUUACAACCUGAGCAUAUAUACUGUGAGGCUAAGAAAACAGAACAGCAGGAAAAGAAUGGCUUUACAGUGAAAUAUUAUACAAUGUAGACGAUAUUUUAAGAUGAUAUUGGAGAUUAAGUACGCAAGGGCCAAGAAAGCAAGAAAAGAAAACCAGAGUCAGCCCUGUAACUUUACUUCAGUGCUUCCAUUCUAGAUGAUGCUGAUAUUAUAAAGAGUUAGUCACUGCUGCUAAACAUGGAGGACUAUAUACAUAAGCUCGUUUAUACAGUGUUUGCUUGUGGGAGGGUUUAAUCCUUUUAGGGCCUUGAUGUCAAGAAAAAAAAUAACUGGAAACUAUAUUUUGCUAAAUAUAGAAAUGAGGAACUAUGUCAUUUUGGGACAUGUGCAAAUCAUUGAGAAACUCCAUCAACCUGCAUUGAAAAUUGAUUUUUUCCCUCUAAAAUGAGAAAGAAACUGAAUAAGCAAUCUAUUGCCUCUUCACUCAUUCAUCACAAUAUCCUGAUUCGUCAUAAGAUUAUAAGCAUAUAAGGGCUAGAAAAUAAUCAUAGCAUUAAGAAGGAAGGAGUCUAUCAUUAUGUUUGAAUUCUGGCAAAUGUCAUCAAUAAGGGUUGGGUAAUAUUUACUUGAAUAUGAUACAAGAUUUACAUGAUAAGCAAAGGCAUAUAUGGCUGCUUUUUUGACUAAAACAUUUCAGUUAUCAGGCUGUAUUAUUAUAAGAGAUAAGAAAACAAUAAGUAUAAUGUAAUCACAAACACUGGGGUUCCAUUUGUUUAUUGUACUGCAGGUACUUUGUGGGUAUGGUUCCUGACUCCUCUUCCACUUGGGGUUUGGGGGAAAAAGUCUCAAUCCAAAUGGAACAGUGAAAAGAAAAGUAACUGAUCUAGCACAUAAGAAUAGUGAUUCAAAAACCAAUGUGAAAUAAAUUUCCAUAGGUCAAUAAUACAAGAUGUCAGUUCAGUAUUCGUAGAGAUAUGCAAGGCAUCAAAUAUUUUUAUCACACCGUUACUAAUAACAUGAAAAGCUCAGACAUAGGAUUUCCCAAAUUGAAAUGAAAACACAUUCAUGCUUGCAAAAAUAAUUCUCCUUCUGCUUCAUUUCUCAUUACUUUAUCUAAUGUAAACACAAAUGUAAAGGUAAUGUUCUUAUAAAAUGACCAUAUAGUUAAGAAUUUUAGUAAAAUAUUGUUGCUCUGCAUAUUAUUAAACACAAUGAAGUAUUAAAAUAGCUGAUCAGUUUGAAUUUUCUGCAAAACAGUAAUUCCACCUCAGAAUUGUAGAUAAGGUUGUGAAUUUAUUGACUCAUUUCAGAACAGUGUCUGUUGACAUGGCAGUCAGAGCAGGUGAAUACAGACACUUUCUGAUUGCAAAGGUUAUAGAGAUAAAUUAGACAGCAUUAUGUGUUACUAGCAAAGACAACUUCUGUUAUAAAUCAGAGGGCAAGGCUUUUCUGAAUCAGAUGUAAUAAAUUACUAAGUAAUGAUUACCAAAAAAUAAUUACUAAGUAAUGAAGGAUAUAGACCGGCUUACUGAAAUAAGUAAGUGUUAUAUUUAAUAGAUUACCUAUAAUCUUUUUUUGUUAACAUAUAAUUUGGCCAUUUCAUAUACUAUAUGCCUAUUUUCAUUACAUCUCUGUGGGUGAUUAAAAAACGCAAUGUGGUGGAUAAGAACAUCGUCUAAAAUUCACUGCUAGUUCCAGUGCAUAGAUGAUGGUAUAUAUACUGGAUGAUAGAAGUAGUAAUAUUUGCAAGUUCUACAUAUUAUGGUGAUAUCUCUGGUGUGGUACAAAAGCACGCCCACACUUCAUGAAUCUUACAGUGGAAUAAAUAGUGUGUCAAUAUUAACUAAACUCAAAGUGCUAUCUGAAGAGGAAUGGAUAUUAUAAUCAAAUAGACUGAGUUAAACUGAGUCACAAAAAAUAUAUAUUUUUUAAGUUUUUGGAAUUAUUUCCAGAAACUAAUAAAGAGAAUUAUUUAGUGGUAGUGCCAAGUCUGUGAGAUUGUAGCAUAUACUGAAACAAUUUUCUGGAUGGUGGUAAGGUCUUUUUUAGCAAACACAGUAAAGAGCUUAUUUCAUUUCUGAUGCUUUCAAGGGCAUAUUCCAAAGUAUCACAGAUGUCAAAUAGAAUAUGCUAUCUAAACCAAAAAUGUAAAUUUCUGAUGACCUAUUACAGCAAUCUCAGCCAAUAUGUAAUAUCACAAAAUGUGUCAAGUCAAUCAUAUUAGAGGAUCUACUCAUUCAGAUGGAUUUCAUGCACCAUCAUGAUGUUGAUACAUUGUGACCACAGGAAAUAGAUGCCAGAAUGUAUAUAGCUAAGUUACAGGUUCCACUCUACCUGGGAGGGAAUCAUAAUUACAUCAGGAAAUGUUUAACAGUUAUGUCUUAAAAAUUAGAAUUUUAUGUAAUAAAGAAAGCAACCAGGAAUAGUACCACACCAUAAAUAUGAAAACUAAUUAUUAAUAAAUAUAAUAGAAAUGGAGGAGGGGGGAAAUGAGUCUUUUGUUAAAUAUAAAGACAAUCUAUAGCACUCCUUCAUAAUACAACUGGAAAUUUUACUUUAGCAAGCAUAAAAUACUGGAGAAAAAAUGCAACUUCAAGCUCUUCACACUACCGACGAUUAUGUGAUAUAUCGUUGUAUAUAUUUAGCCAGUGGUCAUUAGAUGUUACCAUGCUUAAACACAUCUGAUACUCAUGCAUUGCCUUACAGGCUAAAAAUCUAAGAGGUAGGUAUUCAGUAACCUCAGUUGGAAAGACAUAUAAUGUUAGAAUCCCCUGAAACAAGCCAUUUCCCUGAGAUAGAAAUUUACCUCAAUAAUCAUGUAACCUAAAACACUUGGCAUAGUAGCGAAGAAGUUGCCUUAGUGUUCUAGUCUCAUCUAAUUGUGACCUCUGUCUUUCAUGUACUUCUGAAAUCAUUUUCCAUUGGUGUGAUUUUGACACAAUUCUGAAAUAUUUCAGGUAAGAUUAAUAACAUCCAAUUACAAAUAUGUUUCAAUAUUUUAUACAUAUGUCUACUUUGAAAGUUCAACCAAUAGUAUAGAAAACUUAAGAAUGAACACUGAUUAGACAUAGUCACAGAAAUUAAAUGAAAAAUGAUAUUGUAAAACUCCUGUCAAAUUUCUAGUAGAAUACAGAAGUACGUAGCAGUCUUGAAUUUUAGACACAAUUAUGAGCUUAUAACUGAACGUGACAUGCAUCAUUUGUUAGAACAAUACUAAUUCUUUAUACUACAGUAAGGAUACAAGAUCACAGAAGCUUCGAGUUGUAACAAAGACUUCACAGGCAUUCAUAACUAAUGCUUUCUAAGGAAAAUGAGGGCAUAACCCAGAACUCGUGGUCAGUGCAUCGUGAGUAUAAAAGUUAUGUAUGAAAGGCAUUUAUUUAUAGAGAUUUCUGAGGAUUCUAUGCCUUUUCAACUUAAAUAUCAGUGUGUCUUAGAAUUUAUUUUAUAUAUCAUUGGACUAGGGGUAAUAUUCAAAUGUGCACUCAACAUGUCCUCACAUUAAAAGGCACAUUGAAUAGUAUAGGAAAAUACAUCAUAAACUAGAAUGUUGUGCAGAUUCAUAUAACUUUGCCAUGUGCUCUGCUAUGGAGCUGGAUGUAUAUGCCCUUAAGAAGGGAUAAUAAAUCAAUUAAAUAUAAAUAUGAAAAUGUACUUAUGUUGGGUAGCUUAGCUUCAUAGCAAAAUGUCAUUAACCUUUAUUUCACAGAGAAAAACUGAAAGAAAAGAAUGGCGAACAAGAAUACAAUGAUAAACUUGGCUUAUAGAGGUGUUUCUUGUGAAUUUUUUCCACUUGUUUUGAUCCAUGAAAAAAUACAGACAUUUCUGUAGUAUUUCGUCUGUGGGUAGGUUGGAUCCCAGGUAGAAUACUUUUUGACACAGGCCUUUUUAUACAUACUUUAUAUGUGAUAAAGCUUUGAUGAGAUGUGACUGCAUGGUAGGAUGCAUUUUCCUAGGAUAGGAUAUGGUGCUGCUUGUACUUGCCACCUUUUAUAUGAAUGUAUGUCGCUACAUUGGCCUGUCUUGCCAAGAUAUGGAUGAAUAAAGCCUGGUGUGAGCUGUC
Sapajus apella (tufted capuchin) is the source of this 8690-nucleotide messenger RNA. It is a transcript of the gene MMP16, whose product is annotated as matrix metallopeptidase 16. Gene Ontology annotation, biological process: proteolysis; extracellular matrix organization; collagen catabolic process. Bases 298 to 2121 code for a protein of 607 amino acids. Gene Ontology annotation, cellular component: extracellular matrix. Lineage: Eukaryota; Metazoa; Chordata; Mammalia; Primates; Cebidae. The transcript is spliced from 10 exons. The record is from RefSeq and is a predicted model, not a curated record. Gene Ontology annotation, molecular function: zinc ion binding; metalloendopeptidase activity.